This is a messenger RNA of Ipomoea triloba (trilobed morning glory), 1658 nucleotides long. RefSeq lists its product as uncharacterized. NCBI's taxonomy places the organism in Eukaryota, Viridiplantae, Streptophyta, Magnoliopsida, Solanales, Convolvulaceae. The record is from RefSeq and is a predicted model, not a curated record. The transcript has 5 exons. The coding region runs from base 1038 to 1505 and encodes 155 amino acids.
AUAGUACUCAUUAUAAUUUUACGUGUUAGAUAUUAUUUAAUUGUACAAUGUGGUACAUUUAAUUAGUAUUUAUAGGGAUUUCAAUGUGCAUACUGAUAUAAUAUCUUUAUUUAUAGAUAGUGUUCCUUGUUAAUAAGUCGCUUUACUAGUACUACUAGUACUAGAGAUAAAUGAAAGAUACAACACAUGUAUUUCAAAAUAUGAAGUAUAUAUUUCAGUGUGAAAUAGUAUGCACUAAGAUGACAUCUCUAUUAUCGUUCUAAAUGGACUGUGGAUACUACCUUGUAAUCAUAAGUAUUUCUAAAAAGAGUAUGUGAUGUUUGGUAAAUAGUCGUUAGCUGAUUGGGUUAGUAAAUUAGUUGUUAGAUGAUAGUUUUUUUUUUUGAAAUCAGUUGUUAGAUGAUAGUUGAUUACAUGCAAAAUGACUUUCUCAAAAAGUUGAUUGCAAAAACUGUUUUGAGCAGUUUUUUGAAUUUUAGCAUUUUGAAACAAUAAGUUGUUAUAAAAAGCUAAUUAAUCAAACAUUAAUAUUGGUUGUUUAAAGAUUUAGAUUAGGGUGCCUGCAUGCGCGCUUAGCUGACUGGUUCAGUAGGUAGUAUUUUGGGAGAUGAAAAAGAUUUUGAUUAGAGUUUUGUGUAUCUAUUUUUAUAUGUUAAGUAGUACCAUUUGAAUGUUUUCUUUUGUUUUUUGGGUGCAACGAAGGGGCAUCAUGCCCCCGCUAGGGCCUAGGUGAUUCUCUUAGUCAUGGCAGGAUUUGCAUCAACAAGAAGAAGUUCCCUUAGCCAGCAUGAGUAGCUCAACUGAUCUUUGAAGUUUGGAAGAAGAGACCAGGAAUCGAGUCUUAUCAGCGGCAGUGUGGAGCAAACUCUCAAAGUGAGAGAGCUUUUGUGCGCAAUGAGCAAAGAUCGACCAUAACAUACAUCUCCAUUUUAUUCUACCAAAUUCCAUGGCCGCAACGGCAACUAGCAGCGCCGCGGCGAAAAUGAUGGUUAUGUCUAAAAUCGAAGCCGCUCAUCAAUUGAUUCACCACGAAAACCAUGCCCGUGCCCGCAUUGCCGAGAAUCUGCAAAGCAGAAAGGAGGACGAGGACGAAGAUGAGAAUCCAGUCCGACCAAUGGAAUCUUCAUCAGCUAUCCAUUAUUCCAACACAAGAACAACAACUUCUUAAACAACCUGAAUCUAUUAAGAGCCUGAUUUACAAGACCCGCCAUGGGACCAAAAGCAUGGUGGAGGAGAAGCGGAUUUUCAAAGCCAUCAAACAUGCAACGGACCUGCCGCCCUCGGAUAAACAAACCAAGAACAAUCAUACCAUUAAACCAACAUUUGAUGAAAUACAAGCAUUGAGGAAACAAAAGAGGGCAUAUAAUGCUAAUGUGGAGCAACUAAAAGGACAGUUAGAAGCUUCAAAUAGGGAUAUUCUGUCUCUCCAGAAUCGAUUGGAUGACAUCAAUCGAAAGAAACACGAAAUUUAUGAAUACAUUCUGCAACUUAGAAACCUAGCUUAACACAAAUAAUCACUAGUAUGUAUCUUCAUUUUGUUUAUUCCAUUUGUGUAUAAGCAAUGGGCUAUGUAUUUCUCAAGUCUUAUUGGAUCCGACCCAAGAAUUUUAUGUAUUAUCCUAAGACACAAAUCAAAAUUGGGUUAGUUGAAAUUGGCA